Carica papaya (papaya) is the source of this 852-nucleotide messenger RNA. Lineage: Eukaryota; Viridiplantae; Streptophyta; Magnoliopsida; Brassicales; Caricaceae. The record is from RefSeq and is a predicted model, not a curated record.
CCAUAUCCAGCAAAUCACGCAGAACCACUCCCAAGAAAAUAAAAAGAGGGAGACUUUGAAUGGAAGGUGGAAGACCCAGCUAUGGUAAAUCCAAGGACACACGAUAGCUUCGUCACGGUUGGCUCUUCUUUUGGGGGAAGUCAUAUAUUAAUGACUAGUACUCAGAGCAGCAGUAAAGUAGAAGAAAGCGAUGAAGAUCUUUUGAUGGUUCCUGAUGUAGAAGCGCCCCGCUCUUGUACAAAUAACAAGACUAGUAGCAGUUGUGGUGUUAAUGAUAAUAAUGGCAUGAUUAAUCCAGAGUCUCCGAACCAGCCCAAGCGUCGCAAGGGACGGAACCCAGUUGAUAAGGAGUACAGACGGCUCAAGAGGUUGCUAAGAAAUCGGGUGUCUGCCCAACAAGCUAGAGAAAGGAAGAAGGUGUAUGUGAAUGAGCUGGAAUCAAGAGCCCAAGAAUUGCAGGACAGAAAUGCAAAGCUAGAGGAGAAGAUUUCUACUUUAGUAAAUGAAAACACCAUGCUUCGAAAGGUAGGUACUCAUGAAUACCAGGCCUAAAGUUGAUGAACAUGUUGAGGGCAAACAGGAUCAGUUGGGUGAAGCAUAGGGACUCAUUGUGUUAUAUUAUUUGCUAAAGAACCAGUGUCUGGUGUGAUUGGGAGUAUCAAAUAUUAUUGCAGUUUCUGUCUCUUUUUCACUUCGGCUUACCUCUCUUUCAUUCAGUGGGCAUGUCAAAAAGCUUGUAUCCAACGACCAAUUAUUAUCAUACUCAACAUUUUGUACAGACCAGUAACUAAACAAUACUUACUACGCCUUUUUAAGAAUUUGAAAUCCUCUAAUCAUUAUCUUAAUAGUAAA